This is a messenger RNA of Eimeria acervulina, 1908 nucleotides long. RefSeq lists its product as hypothetical. Lineage: Eukaryota; Apicomplexa; Conoidasida; Eucoccidiorida; Eimeriidae. Bases 1 to 1908 code for a protein of 635 amino acids. The transcript is spliced from 5 exons. The record is from RefSeq and is a predicted model, not a curated record.
AUGGACUCGGAGGUCAGUGGGCGCCUGCAGUGCGUGCUGCACUACGCGCUGCAGCAGCGGCUUCUGAGCUCAGCUCUGGGUGUCUGCAGCAGGGGUUGCUUCUACAACCGCAGCAGCAGCAGCAGCAGCAGCGCGUUUGUCUUGUGGCGUGCCGUAGCUACAGCCCUUGACUACCGUCCCCAGCAGGCAGUGCUGCUGCUGCAGAGCCUCGAGCAGCAGCAGCAAAAAGAAGGCAGCAGUGAGGGAGAAGCAGCAGCAAACUUCUGUCUGCAGCAAGUGAAGAAGGCCCUCAUAAGCCUGCAAAAAGGAGACAAUAAAGACAAGACAAUAAAACCAAUAACUCCAAGAGGCGCCUCCCUGAAGACGAAUACUCCUGCUGCUGCUGCUGCUGCAGCAGCAGCAGCAGCAGCAGCCAAGGGAUGCGAGAAUGACAGCGGACGGCUGCUCGCCGCCUCCGCCCUCACAUACCUCGGAGACUUUGAGGGCGCUUCUGCUGCACUGCAGGCCAGUCGCGCUGUUGUUGCUGCUGUUACUGCUGUUGCUGUUGCUGUUGUUGCUGCGGCUGCUGGCUGGCAGGCGGAGAAACUGUGGGGCCGCAGCACCCAACGGUGUGGCAGCGCUACAGCAGCAGCAGCAGCAGCAGUAGCAGCAGCAGCAGCAAGUGGAAUUCUAUUGGAUAUAUGCUGCCCUAUAAACUCUGUUUUGCUGCUGCAUGCGCUUAUCGUUGCUGCAGACUGUGGAGACGGAGACGGAAGAGAGCUGCUGCAUCGAAGGCUGGCUUCACCUGGAAGUGCAUGCAGCGCUUGUCAAGCAGCAGCAACAGCAGCAGCAACAGCAACAGCAGCAACAGCAACGGCAGCAGCAGCAGCAGCAGGAGCUAGCAGCAGCAGAGCGCUGCUUUCAAAGGUCGCAGCAGCUGAGUCUGCUGACGAGAGCAGCAACCCCUUCUCCUCGCUCUGUUCUUGGCGCAGCAGAAAUACACCGCAGGAGGAGACAGAGCCUCCUGGCUUUUUGUUUUGUUUGGAGGUGUCGCGAGCCAUUUGCGGCUGCUGGAGCUGCGUGUACAACAACAACAACAGCAGCAGCAGCAGGAGCAGUCACAGCAGCAGCAGCAGCAGGCGAGAAGAUGUGCUGGAGGAGACUCUGUCGCUGCUGCAGCAGGGGAGGGCUUUGCUGCAGGCUGCAAAGGAACCAGCAGCUGCGCAGCUGCUGCAGGAGUACACUCGCGAGACAGCGUGGCACUUGCUGCUGUGCGGGAGGCUGACGGAGGCGGAGAGUGAGUUUGUUGCUGCUGCAGCAGCAGCAGCAGCGACGCCGCAACAGCAACAAGCAGCACUAGAAGGCGUAGCACUAACCCGUCUCCUUCAGGCCAAAACAUCCCAAGCAGCGCAGCAGCUAAAGCUGGCUGAAGCCCUCACUGCAACCACUAACAGACGCAGCGCACUUCGAUCCCUGCUGCGCUGGGAGCUGAGAGGGCACCACAGCAGCAACAGUAGCAGCAGCAGCAACAGUAGCAGCAACAACAGCAGCAGCAACAGCAGCAGCAGCAGCAACAGCAGCAGCAGCAGCAACAGCAGUAGCAGCAACAGCAGUAGCAGCAACAGCAGCAACAACAGCAGCAGCAAUAGCAGCAACAACAGCAGCAGCACCAACAGCAGCAGUGGCCUCGCUGAGCUGGCUGCUGAAGUGCGUGCUGCAGCAGCAGAGUGGAGGGGACAGCUGCAGCAUGCAUGCGGAUUUGAACUGUAUGGGGCUUUGCAAGCCCCUCUAUGGGCCAUCGUUUGCUCCAGGCUGCUGCAUGCAGUGUCUCUUGCUGCAUGCAACCGGACCCCAGACGGAGACAGGCAAGCUGCUGCUGCUGCUGCUGCUUCUGCUGUUAUUGCAGUUGCGCUAAAGAGAGACAGUUAG